AUGGCUAUGCCUUCCACCGUCACUGCUGCUGCUUCUUUCUGCCUCGACUUCCCUCUCAUCUUCUCCGCGCCGUCCUCCUCGUCAUCAUCCUCCAAUACCCUUCGCUUCCUUCUUCACCGGCGCCGUGCCCGCUGCCCUCUCGCCGUUGCUACCUUCAAGAAGCUCUCAGAGGCGUCCCUCGUGCCCAUCCCUCAGGAGCCCACGCAGCCCCUGGUCGACGAGGACGCCCUACCCCCAAAGCUCGGAGUCUACGGCGUCUACGACCCCACGGGGGAGCUGUAG
Molecule: messenger RNA, 282 nt
Organism: Miscanthus lutarioriparius
Lineage: Eukaryota; Viridiplantae; Streptophyta; Magnoliopsida; Poales; Poaceae
Source: the annotation of a GenBank genome assembly